UAAAUGAUCACACUGCGUCAAGAGUACUGUUAAACAACGGACGACUUAAACAACUUUCUUAAGAAAUAUUACAAGGAAUUUAGUCGUUGUACAUUUACAACUGACACGUGCCCUCAUUUGAGUGGCACACCCGAACCGGUUAGGAAGAGAAAGUGCGAGCUCGAUGUUGCCAGAGCCUUUUUUUACGCAUUCAGAUUUCAUCACAGAAUUCGAAUGACUGCUCUUUUGGGUUUGUGGAGCCCAUCCCUGCCACAUUGAAAGCAAGACAAAAAUCAAUGUGCAAGGCUGGAAACAGACAGGCCCACAACAAUGAAAGUGGAGGCAUUUUUUUAUUUUCUACUGAAACUUUUUUCAUUGCAUCUCAGCAGUGUGGAAUGUAAAACUAAAUGUCUAGUUAAAGGAGAAAGAGUCGACUGUACUCGUCUAAAGCUGACAGCAGUUCCUUCAGAUCUUCCGGAAAACAUAUCUGAUCUGGAUAUGGCACAUAAUCAGCUUCAUGAAUUACCAAGCUCUGCAAUGUCCAGAUAUAAAGAAUUAAUUUAUCUUGAUGCAUCAUAUAACAGUAUCCAGAAAAUUGACCCAGAAUUGUGUCUGGUCCUUCCUCAUCUUCAUGCUUUGAAAGUGCAACACAAUGAGGUACAUCUUUUAUCUGAAAAGGAUCUGAAACACUGCCUGAACCUGACAGAGCUGAACUUGUCAGGAAACAGGCUCAAGAUGACUGCCGAUACAUUUAGACACCUACAGAAUUUAAAAAUACUUGAUGUUUCUAAAAAUGAGCUUAAAUCUGUAAAUCUGGGUAUGAGUCCACAGUUAUCAAGCCUCCAAGUGCUAAACCUCUCAGAAAACAAGAUCUCUGAAAUAAAGAAAGAAGACUUCAUUUAUCUCAGCAACUCAUCAUUGCUGUUACUGAAAUUGGAAUCUCUUCCUCUGAAAAUAAUUGAAAGAGGAUGUCUCAGUAUGAUUGGGCAACUACAUGGAUUGGUUCUGGACAAUUCCAAACUUGAUUCUAAGUUUAUAGAGGAUCUGUCUUAUGAGCUGUCAGAAACGAAGAUCUCUAAUCUGUCUCUAAAGAAUACUGACAUUUCAAUAAUAAACAACUCUACCUUUAGAGGUCUAAACGAAACACACCUGACAGUACUGGAUCUCUCCAAAAAUCAAAUAGAUAUUAUAAGUGAAUACUCAUUUAAAUGGCUUAGUAAAUUAGAGCAUCUGUACCUGCAAGAGAACUUCCUUGACCAUUUGGAGAACACUACCUUUUAUGGACUGUCUAGCCUUAAAUCCUUAAAUCUUGGCAGAGCACUUAUAAGAGGGAACAAAACAUCAACCCCAGUAGUUGAUGACUUCUCUUUCCAAAGCCUUGAAAAUCUGGAAUACCUAGUGCUACAGGAUAAUGAGUUUACUGGCUUAAAAGAUAAUACCUUUUCUGGUUUAAGAAACCUCAAGUAUUUAACUUUGAGUAAUUGUAACAUAAAUCUAAAUGUCAUUAACAGUAGAACAUUAUCAUCUUUGUCACAGUCACCUCUUUUGUUUCUUAAUUUAACAUCUGUGGGAAUUUCACAAAUUAACAAUGGAACUUUUUCCUGGUUUCCACACUUAAUCAAGCUAUAUAUUGGGCAUAAUAAAAUCAUGCAGACAUUGUCCGGAGAAGAGUUUAGAGGAUUGGAAAAUAUUGAAGAAAUUUACCUAUCCUACAACCAGAAAAUUACUUUGAGGCCAUUAUCAUUUUGCCAUGUUAAAACUAUACGAACUCUUAUGCUUGGACGUACCCUGGCUGGCAGCUUGGAUUUUAAUUCUUCUCCUUUCCAGGGUCUACAAAAUCUUACAGUUCUUGAUCUUAGCAACAAUAACAUAGCAAAUAUCAAUGAUGCUCUCUUCAGUGGACUUGAACAUCUCAAAAUACUCAAGCUGCAGCACAAUAAUUUGGCUCGCCUUUGGAAAAGUGGUAAUCCUGGUGGUCCAGUGCUUUUCCUAAAAGGUCUUAUAAAUCUUCGAAUACUUCAGCUUGAAUCAAAUGGAUUUGAUGAAAUUCCUGCUGAUGGAUUUAAAGGACUGAGCCAGCUCAUUGAACUUGAUUUAGGAUUAAAUGACUUAAAUUUUUUUCCAGAAACUUUGUUUAAAGAUCUUUCAUCGCUCCGUGUUUUAGGCAUUCAAAAAAAUCUGAUUAUAUCUGUUCCAGAAAAUACUUUCAAAAAAGUCUUCAGUAAUUUGCACAUUUUAUACAUGGGAAAGAAUCCCUUUGACUGCACUUGUGAAAGUAUGUACUGGUUUGUGAAUUGGCUUAAUAAAACAAAUACCAGCAUUCCUGGAUUGAACUCAGAAUACAUUUGCAAUAGCCCACCAAAAUACUACAACUCUUCAAUCUCUGACUUUGAUAUUUCACCUUGUAAAGAUCUAGCACCUUUUGCAUUUUUUCUUAGCAGUGCAAUAGUUGUUCUUGUAUUCUUAUUCUCGGCUAUUUUAAUUCAAUUCCAAGGAUGGAGAGUCCAGUUUUUUUGGAAUGUUCUAGUAAAUCGUAUUCUUGGAUACAAAGAAAUUGAUCUGGGUGAAAACAGAUUUGAAUAUGAUGCAUACAUAAUCCAUGCAGCUAAAGAUGCUACAUGGGUAGACAGAAAUGUGAUUCCUUUACGAGAUAAAUUUCAGAAUAUGUUUCAUUUUUCUUCUGAGGAACGGGACAUUGCUGCUGGCACUUUUGAAUUGGAGGCAAUUAUUGAGAGCAUGAGCAAAAGCAGAAAAAUUGUGUUCAUUAUAACUAAUGCCUUGUUGAAUGAUCCCUGGUGUAAAAGGUUCAAGGUCCAUCAGGCAAUGCAUCAAGCCAUUGAACAAAGCAGAGAUUCAAUUGUGUUGUUAUUUUUGGAGGACAUACCUGACUAUAAGCUGCACCAGACUCUGUUUCUCCGGAGAGGCAUGUUUAAAUCACAGUGUAUAUUAUACUGGCCUGUGCAAAACGAUCGCCUGCAAGCAUUUUACCAAAAGAUGCGGGUUGCUUUGGGUUCAAGCAACAGGGUAAAUUAAGCUAUAUUUCUAUGAAAUUACUUUUAUAUGUAAUAUUUUGAAAAUGCUUUUGACUGAACGGUCAUAUUAUGGAAUCAACAAUCUUUUCAUUCAUCAAUUUACAAUGUAGAAAUGUUAUUUUAAAGACUUUUCCUAAAAUUUUUAUAAAAGUUGCCUUCCCUGGUGCUGAUUAUUGCUGAUUAUUUUUUUAAAAUAAAUAUUCAUGUCACCUUCUGCAUAAAGCCUUUUCAUUCCAGUCUGUUUAGGAUACAGUGCAUUAUAUUAGUACAUUGUACAUUGUAUUAUAUAAUUUAUUUCUGCAUUAUUUAAAGCAAUACUUAUAUAUUCAUAAUAUAAAGGUUGUGAGCGUGUACUGAUACAGCACGUUGCUGUGCCCACCACACGAUGAACCACCUCACGAUACCAAAUUAGGUCCCGAGCGCAGCCAUGCAAUGGGUGACACCUCAGCACCACACUGGAACAGUGUGAGGUUUUUAUACAGUGGCUGGAGUGCUAAUCCUGCCACCAACCCCCAAGUUUUCCCCGCACGUUGGUGGACCUGAGUAGUCUGCAAAAUGAUGGCAGCAAAAAAUAUAUAAAGAUUUUAUUUGUACAGUUAAUUUGAAACUGACUCUGUAUAUACUGUAUUCAGUGAAUUUAAUGUUGUUUUUAUAAAUAUGUUUUAUUGUUUUGAUCUGCCUGAAACAAGUUUUAAAUGCUUUAUUCUGUUGCCCUGGAUAGAUUCUAGCAGUGUGAUUGAGUGGCAUUUUGUCCAGAAUUGAGGCUAUUGCUUCCCAUGAUAGCAUUCUAUAAAAAUUAAGUUCAUAAUGUAGUUGGAAGGAAUCAGCAGUUCCCACAGCAUAUCCCACUAGUUAUAUUCAUUUGACUAUUGGUUUAUGACAAAUUAAGGACUAAUUAAAAGAUACCCAUUUAAACAUGAGAGAACUGAGAGUGCUACAAUAAUUUAAUAUAUGAUUUACUUUAAAAAAAAUAUCCAUGUCAAGCUCAUACUAUAUUGUAGUGCCACAUUAGUUCUCACCAGUGCAAACCCAAUGGAUUCUUACUGUUUUAGUUGGUUCACUGUCCUUAGAAGAACACCACAGUAUUGAAUUCAUGUAUGACUUUAGCAGAGGUGCCCUUUUUCUGGGCUCCCCUGUAGCUGCUGUGAAGCUGUUUAUUUAAAUGAUGGAAUGCUAGCUUAUACUCCUUCUGAUUCAUCCACAGGCUGAUGCAGCUUAUCAGCACCCUUAAAAUAUACAUAAAUUUUCAAACCCUAUUAAUCCAGUUCAGAGCCAAGGAGGACUGGGGCCUACUCUACACACACUGAAAACAACUCUUAAUGAGAUACCUGUCCAAUGAAAGAACUCACAUUUUACCCACCAGUACCCACUCCUACUGGGUCAGGUUAGAGUUGCCAGGCAGUCUUAAAUGCAUAACAUUUAGAUGUGGGAAGGAACCGACAAGGAAUAGGGAGAAAGUGGAAACAGAGAGUUUAUGAUCAGGAUAUAAUUAAAAUCUGAGCUGUGAGGUAGAAACAAUAACCAUGGUUCCAUUGCAGAACUACAAAUAAUAAUAAUAAUAAUAAUACAUUUUAUUUAUUUAGAGCCUUUCCCAUGCUCAAGGUGCUUCACAGAGUCUCAGAAAGAAA
Messenger RNA from Erpetoichthys calabaricus (reedfish), 4639 nucleotides. RefSeq names its product toll-like receptor 3 (gene tlr3). Gene Ontology annotation, biological process: toll-like receptor signaling pathway; immune response; inflammatory response. The transcript has 6 exons. The record is from RefSeq and is a predicted model, not a curated record. Gene Ontology annotation, cellular component: membrane. Gene Ontology annotation, molecular function: transmembrane signaling receptor activity; protein binding. NCBI's taxonomy places the organism in Eukaryota, Metazoa, Chordata, Cladistia, Polypteriformes, Polypteridae. Bases 310 to 3012 code for a protein of 900 amino acids.